UGGUGAGGCAGUUUUAUUCCGAUUAGUGAUGAAGUUGCACAUAUUUCUUAGUGCGUGCUUGGCGGUGGUGUUGGUGUCUGCUGAUCCCGAGCCCUCGGCAACUCCUGCUAAACCACAGAAACGGGCCAUUCUAGGAGGGUACGGUUACGGAUUAGGAGGAUAUGGUUUGGGCGGGAUAGGGCUUGGUGGAUACGGCUUAGGAGGUUAUGGGCUCGGUGGAGUGAUAGGUGCUCCGGCCAUAGGGCCGGCCAUUGCCGCUGCACCGGCUAUAGGGCCGGCCAUAGCUGCUGCACCUGCAUUAGCGGCUCCUGCCUUACCUGCCUUUGCUGCACCAGCCAUCAAUCUGCAACCAACCAUUACCAGAAACAUCCACACACAUUCAACGGUAAAUCAACCCGUCCCGGUUCCAGUGCCAACUCCGGUGGCCGUUCCCGUGACUCGACAUGUAGCAGUGCCAGUACAGGUUCCAUAUCCGGUGCAAGUUGAUAGACCCGUACCGCAUCCGGUUGCAGUGCCAGUUCCAGUGCCAAGACCCUAUCCAGUUCAUGUGCCAGUGGAUAGGCCAGUGGCCGUUCCAGUGCCACAGCCAUACCCAGUUACAGUUACCAGAACCGUACCGGUGACAGUGCCGCAGCCCGUUCCAGUUCCCCAGCCAUACCCAGUGCCACAGCCUGUUCCAGUGCCACAGCCAAUCCCUGUGCCUCAACCGAUUGCUAUCCCCUUACCAGCCCCCGCACCGCAACCAAUUGCAAUUGCACCGGCACCCAUCCUACCCGCCUAUGGUCCAUCGAUAGCGGCUGGACCCUCGAUUGGGCCCAUCAUCGGCGGUGGAGGUCUCAUCGGUGGCGGCAUCAUCUCGGGUGGCGAACUCAGCCCCGGUGGUCCCAUCCUGAGCGGGGGACCGAUCCUCAGCGGGGGUCCAGUUCUUAGCAGCGGUUCCAUCCUCGGCCACAGCUAUCACGGGCUCGGACACCUUGGAUUAGGGCUGAAGAAAUACAUAGGCUAGAACGCUGCCUCGACCACCACCGGCCAGCACGCACCAGAGCAACGUUUCAUAUUACAAAAUAGUCACUUAAUUGUAGGAUUUUUUUUAGUUUUACGUAGGACAAAUGGUCAAAGGUAGGAGGCCCUCCACUGAUUACGCUGAAGUUCAUGGGGGGAGAAGAAGGAGAACGAAGUCUGACAUUUUCUCGCUUCCAAAUCGAAAUUAUAUGAAUGUGAUAGCAGAAAGGGAGCGAGCUGGGAAAUGCUUUGCGUAAUUUGUGGACGGCCCCCAAACUGUGACUUCGGUCCAACCCGAUCCAAAACUAGGUCUUAUGCGUUUUGUUUAUGAACAGACAUUUACCCUUUUAAGAUGCAAUUUUCAUUAAUGCGUGAGUGAGAACGAACUGAGCAAUCGAAUCGAACAUGGAACGACAAGUCAAGCACCUAUUUCUAAAUAGGAAUCAGUCAGAUAGUAGGUAGGUAGGUAAGCAUAA
Molecule: messenger RNA, 1478 nt
Organism: Armigeres subalbatus
Lineage: Eukaryota; Metazoa; Arthropoda; Insecta; Diptera; Culicidae
Product: tetra-peptide repeat homeobox protein 1-like
Exons: 3
Coding region: 29-1006 (325 amino acids)
Source: RefSeq, a predicted model, not a curated record